AUUUUCGAUGGUAGAGGGGCAAAUAUGUCAUUUUAAUUUCAAUUGAUUGAUUAAAUGGUCUCAACUCAAGACUCAACAAUCGUUUAUUUGCAUUCACAAUUUCAGAUUCAUAGUUGACAAUAUCACCUAAGAAAGGUCCUGGUACGCUCAAAUGCUGUCUGUCCAUCGUUCUGCACCUCCAUUCCAAAUUGUUGUAGGGUUUCAUCGUCCCCUUCACAGACCUCAAACUUCCUUCAUUACCUUCCACGGUGGUCCUAGACGCGAUGCCUUUCCUACUCACUUCAAUUUCAGAUUCAACAAUGUUGGAAGUGUGCAUAUAAGGCAGAGGCUAUUACCUAUAUCAUCAUCAAACACCAAUACUUCAGGAGGAUCAGAUAAAAGCAAUGAUGCAUCAGGCCCACCAUUGGCCACCAUUUUGGCUGGUGUUUUAGUCUUUUGUGCGGUCUGUUGGGUCAUAGGAUCUAUUGCAAUGUGGCUUAUCAGUCUAAUAACUAAUGUACCGCCAUCGAAAUAACACCAGAUCAUGCAUUAUAUUUUGUUUGCGCUUUGUUCACUAGCUAGACAAAGCAUCUUUAGGUUGCAGCCAAUAUAGUGAUGUUUUCCUGUAUAUUACCAAGUAUGAGAUUAGUAUGGUGUUGCUUAUUUGGCGUUGCUUAAACACGCUCAAAGUUGUUAAUUAUUUCUGUCAAGGCUGAGGGUUUUUGUGGAGUUUCCGGUUAGCUCAAAUGGCAUAAUGCUUCAUUUAGAGCAUACCAGGAAUUAUCAGUCACUAUCUGUUUUCAUCUAAAUUUCAAAGCUGCUUUUGUAGUUUUCGGGUAA
Molecule: messenger RNA, 819 nt
Organism: Capsicum annuum
Lineage: Eukaryota; Viridiplantae; Streptophyta; Magnoliopsida; Solanales; Solanaceae
Exons: 2
Coding region: 152-514 (120 amino acids)
Source: RefSeq, a predicted model, not a curated record